Molecule: messenger RNA, 1625 nt
Organism: Carcharodon carcharias (great white shark)
Lineage: Eukaryota; Metazoa; Chordata; Chondrichthyes; Lamniformes; Lamnidae
Product: gamma-aminobutyric acid receptor subunit gamma-4-like
Exons: 9
Coding region: 268-1608 (446 amino acids)
Biological process (GO): synaptic transmission, GABAergic; nervous system process; chloride transport
Cellular component (GO): postsynapse; dendrite membrane; GABA-A receptor complex
Molecular function (GO): transmitter-gated monoatomic ion channel activity involved in regulation of postsynaptic membrane potential; GABA-gated chloride ion channel activity; GABA-A receptor activity
Source: RefSeq, a predicted model, not a curated record
ACAGAAAUCAUAAAAAAAAUCACCAAGCGGUGGUUCGGACCAUCUGUAAUUCUAAAUUAAGUAAUAUAUGGAGGAAAAGCAGAUAUUCCUGCUGAAGCAAACUUGGUUUCCCUGGUGAAUACCUGAACGGUAACCAGUGGAGUAUUCGAGGCUCUUCCUUCCGGUGAUUAACGCAUGCUUAUGUUGUGUUCAUUGUGAAUUGGACCAGAAGCCAGUCAGUGACUUGUUGAGGCACCAGGAGUUUCCAGCUUGUGGACCAGGCCAGAGAUGUCCUCUAAAGUUUUCAUUCUCCUCUUCCUUCAAUCGGCCAUUCAAGCGAGCAGCAGAAUUGAAGAUGAAGAUGAUGAUGAGGUUGGGGUGAACAAGACAUGGGUUCUGGCUCCAAAAUCUCAAGACCCAGAUGCAACACACAUUCUGAACUCACUGCUGAGUGGGUAUGACAACAAACUGCGGCCAGAUGUUGGAAUAAAACCGAUUGUUAUUGACGUUGACAUUUAUGUGAACAGCAUCGGCCCAGUAUCUGUUAUUCAAAUGGAGUACACCAUUGAUAUCUUCUUUGCACAGACUUGGUAUGACAGAAGGCUGCGUUUUAACAGCACACUGAAAGUCCUGACCUUAAACAGUAACAUGGUGGGACGCAUCUGGAUCCCAGACACCAUAUUCCGAAACUCAAAGCGGGCGGAUUCUCAUUGGAUCACCACGCCCAAUCAGCUGCUGCGAAUCUGGAAUGAUGGGAAGAUUCUCUACACUCUCAGGCUCACAAUUGAGGCCGAGUGUCAGCUCUACCUGCAGAACUUCCCCAUGGAUGAGCAGUCCUGUCCUCUUACCUUCUCCAGCUAUGGAUAUCCCAGAGAUGAAAUAACGUAUAGAUGGAGGCAGUAUUCAAUAGAAGUGGCGCACCAGCGAUCUUGGAGACUUUACCAGUUUGAUUUUGUUCGCCUCAGGAACACGACAGAAAUCCUCAAAACAACAGCAGGAGACUACACAUUGAUGAUCGUUUAUUUUGAUUUAAGUCGAAGAAUGGGAUAUUUUGCUAUACAAACCUACAUUCCCUGUAUACUAACUGUUGUCCUAUCAUGGGUCUCAUUCUGGAUCAAGAGAGAUUCGACUCCUGCCAGGACCACACUUGGGAUCACCACUGUGCUGACCAUGACAACACUCAGCACUAUCUCCAGGAAAGCAUUGCCCAAGGUCUCCUAUAUCACUGCCAUGGACCUCUUCGUCUCCGUCUGUUUCAUCUUUGUCUUCGCUGCGCUCAUGGAGUAUGCCACUCUCAACUACCUUGUAGGGACCAAGAGACCCAACCCCACAAAACGCAAACUUAAACCUGAGCCGUGUGAACCGGGCACUGAACCCUGUUUCACCACCAUCACCAUGAACAACCUGGCACAGUGGCAGGAACCAGAGGACGAAUUGGCCGAUGACUGUCUGGAGGGGAAGAAUUGCCGCUCCUUCUUCUGCUGCAUUGAGGAUUGUCAAACUGGCACCUGGCGCCGGGGGCGCAUCCGCAUCCACAUCUCCAGGCUGGAUGCCUACUCCCGGGUUUUCUUCCCCACUGCCUUUCUACUUUUCAAUCUUGUUUAUUGGAUCUCGUACCUCUAUCUGUGACCCAUUGUCCCACUCCA